Molecule: messenger RNA, 889 nt
Organism: Mobula hypostoma (lesser devil ray)
Lineage: Eukaryota; Metazoa; Chordata; Chondrichthyes; Myliobatiformes; Myliobatidae
Gene: figla
Product: folliculogenesis specific bHLH transcription factor
Exons: 6
Coding region: 9-797 (262 amino acids)
Biological process (GO): developmental process; regulation of transcription by RNA polymerase II
Molecular function (GO): protein dimerization activity; DNA-binding transcription factor activity, RNA polymerase II-specific; RNA polymerase II transcription regulatory region sequence-specific DNA binding
Source: RefSeq, a predicted model, not a curated record
UGUUGGGAAUGGAGAGGGGGAAAGAUAUGAAGUUUUGUUGCUUUGAAGUCUCUUACAAGAAGUUGCAAGACUAUGGUUUGCUUCAUCAGGGGGAAGUAGUAAAGUCUGCUUCUCCACAGCUGCUCAUUGUGCCUGAGGUAGAAAGGAUGAGUGAGGUGCUGGAUGAAACUUUUGGGCCAUUGCCUCUUUUGGCUCCAGUAAGGAAGUUCAAGAGACAACCUUCUGGCCACUACACUAGCAGUGAUGUACAGGACUUGUUUGGCAAGAGGCAAGCAGCUAAUGCAAGGGAGAGACACAGGGUCCAGAGCAUAAAUGGAGGUUUUUCAAAGCUCAGGAGUAUUGUGCCUUUGAUUUCCAAAGAUCGAAAGCCAAGCAAAGUCCGUGUGCUCAAGGCUGCAUCAGAAUAUAUUCGCCUCCUGCAUAUUGUUUUAGAGGAAUCCGGAGGUUCUGAAGGAAUUGUUGACAAUAACAACAAUUCACAACUUUUCAACUCUGGGGAGCCAGAAAACAAUGUGUCUCCAGGGAGCAGCCUUGCUAACCAUAGAGCUCACAAUGAAGAGGAUGACACUGGAAAUCAGCUGGAGCCUGUGACUGAGGAAGAAGUACACAACCUGUUGGAUAAUCAUAUCAUGCCCUUUGUGGGAAUUGUCCAGCUGCAGGAUGGAAGCUUGCCCAUUGUGACUGGUGAACUGAGAUACCGAAGAGAAGUUGAGGCUGGUGGAUAUAAAGACUUUUAUUCAUCACAACAGAUAUUCCAAGCAAAUGAAGGCUCCUGUUCCAAUGUACAUAGCGAUUAGGUUAAAUCUGGACUACUGCAGGUCCCAAGACCAUUGGCUUUUGACUCUGGAAAAUAUUAAAUAUACAACAUUAAAAAAACAGCAUUCAUUCA